Anneissia japonica is the source of this 1189-nucleotide messenger RNA. Its product is annotated as receptor of activated protein C kinase 1. Gene Ontology annotation, molecular function: ribosome binding; protein kinase C binding; translation regulator activity. Gene Ontology annotation, biological process: rescue of stalled cytosolic ribosome; positive regulation of protein phosphorylation. The record is from RefSeq and is a predicted model, not a curated record. Gene Ontology annotation, cellular component: nucleus; cytosol. NCBI's taxonomy places the organism in Eukaryota, Metazoa, Echinodermata, Crinoidea, Comatulida, Comatulidae.
CAAAAUCGGUCUUUUCGACCCAUCCAUUUUGAGUUGUUCCAGAAUCGUGGCGAAGUGCCACAAAAAUCUGCUUUAAUCUAAAAAACAACAAACCAACGGUUAAAAAUGGCUGAGCAAAUGACUCUCAAAGGUACCCUUAAAGGCCAUAAUGGCUGGGUCACCCAAAUUGCAACUGCUCCACGAUUUCCAGACAUGAUUUUAUCCAGCUCUCGGGACAAAUCUGUGAUCGUGUGGAAGCUGACAAGAGACGAAAACUAUGGUACGCCACAGAGGUCACUGACAGGACACAGUCAUUUUGUAUCAGAUGUAGUAAUCUCAUCAGAUGGUCAGUUUGCUUUGUCUGGUUCCUGGGAUGGCACUCUUAGGCUAUGGGAUUUAAACAAUGGCGAUACAACUCGUGAAUUUGUUGGUCACACAAAAGAUGUGUUGAGUGUUGCAUUCUCUGCUGACAAUCGUCAAAUUGUGUCUGGAUCAAGAGACAAGACUAUCAAGCUAUGGAACACUCUUGGUGUCUGCAAGUAUACUAUCCAGGAGGACAACCAUUCGGAAUGGGUGUCUUGUGUGCGAUUUUCACCAAGCAACAACAACCCCAUCAUCGUUUCAUGUGGUUGGGACAAACAUGUCAAGGUGUGGAAUCUUACCAAUUGUAAAUUGAAGACCAACCACAUGGGACACACUGGCUAUUUGAACUGUGUUACUGUCUCCCCUGAUGGUUCCCUCUGUGCAUCUGGUGGCAAAGAUGAACAAGCUAUGCUAUGGGAUUUGAAUGAGGGCAAGCACCUGUACACUCUAGAGGGCGAUCUUGAAGCCAAAACAAUUGUUGAUGAACUAAGACUCGAUGUAAUCUCCAGCAGUAGCAAGAGCCGUCCACCAGAAUGCCUGUGCUUGGCCUGGUCUGCUGACGGUCAGACACUCUUUGCUGGAUACACAGACAGCUUAAUCCGUGUCUGGCAAGUGUCCAUUGCUCGAUAACUUUGCAAAUAUGGCCAUACAACCAACAAGUGGUCAUUUAUAAGGAGAAAGACGUUUGUGAACCAUAUUAAAAAAUUUUCUCAAUAACAAAAACAAAAACAUAAGUAUUUUAAGGGGAACCUUUUAAAGAAGAAAACCUAAAAAAAUGAUGUGUCAAAUAUUAUUAAGUAAAAGGUAAUCACAUCUUUUAAAAUAAAUCUUCUGAAUGGAAAUCAAA